Gamsiella multidivaricata is the source of this 4142-nucleotide messenger RNA. RefSeq lists its product as uncharacterized. The record is from RefSeq and is a predicted model, not a curated record. The coding region runs from base 175 to 3876 and encodes 1233 amino acids. The transcript has 5 exons. NCBI's taxonomy places the organism in Eukaryota, Fungi, Mortierellomycota, Mortierellomycetes, Mortierellales, Mortierellaceae. Gene Ontology annotation, molecular function: protein binding.
CAACAGCAGCAGCAGCAGCAGCAGCAACAUCCAUCCUACACCAACAGCAAUAGUGCCACUAGCAACAUCACAGCUGCACCAGCACUAGCGUCAUACGACAACACCAAUGUCUAUGCUGCUAAACCCAACUGGGACGCUGCGCUCCUGGCUAGCCAACAUAGCUCUGAAGAUCCCAUGGCCUUGACAAUAGGACUGGACGGUGCCUUGGUUUCAAUGGUGCCUCGUUGGGAUUCAUAUGACCUGAACAGCCUGCCCUCAAAUCACAUCAUCGAUCCUCGCACCGCUGCAAAGCCUGUCGGCUCCAUGCCAAGAGCGGUACCCGAAUAUCCGCAGCAGCAGCAGCAGCAACAGCAACAGCAGCAGCAGCAGGGACACGGACAUCCCGCGGUCAUGCUCCGACAGCCGCAGCGGCCAUUUAUGGGCCAGGGACAGAAUCUUCAGGGUCCGCUGAGUUCGGAGAGCAGCGGCCUGCAGUCGUCCGCGCAACAGCACCAGCACCAGCAGCACCCAUCCCCUCCGCUGCACCGUCAGCAACAGACACCGCCGCAGAAUCUCUUCACAACCGACUAUCUCUUCGAUGCUCCCUCGCCCGUCCCAACCAUGCCCUCCUUGGAUCUCGGCAUCGCCACCGUUCCCUCGCAACACUUCAGCUCGCCCCCACCCCUUCACAUCCCCGAGUACAUCCAGCAGAGCUGCUCACCAGACAUGAUGCCUAUCAAGACCUCACCUGUUGAUAACCACCUCGCAUGGGCACCCUGGGGCGAUGCACACCCAGACGAGCAAGUUGCGUAUGCCACACCGGCUCACACCCACACCAGCUUUGAUGAUAGUCCGAGAGACGACUUUGAGUUUACUGGCACCAAACACCUCAAGGUCUUUACUUCGUCCAAGAAGGACGACGACGGCGAGUUCCGCAAGGGCCAGCAGUUCUAUCUCAAUGUGCACCUGAACGAAGAAGACCGCGACCGGUACCGCUACCUUCGCAUCCCCACCGAGAACAUUGUGCUGCCAUGUAGGGCCGACUCGACCGGUCGUAUCACCCUGAAUGCGUCUGGAAAGCGAAGUGCCGAUACAAUGUCAACACCCACAAGCGCACAGGAAGAGGAUGUGCUGUCCCUGAAACUAACCACAUAUUUGGAGCCCGAGCAUCGUCCAGUCGUGCCCUGCGGUCGCUGCAAGGACAAGACACCCGAGAUCCUGCGUUUCCAUCCCGGUGUGAACGGCAAGCCCAUGAUUGACGAGAACGGCAUGGUGACACUCCGUAACGGCCAGAUCAAGCUGAUUGCAUCCGCCUGGUGUGCCAGCACGUCUCACCAUCGCGGACCGGGUACGAAGUUCAGCUUUGAGAUCGAACUCACCAGCAUGGGACAGCUCAGCCACACCGGCCCGGCUCUUGUUUAUCAGGGUCGUAGUGAUGAGGUCGAGAUCUAUGCCAGCCAUGGCCGAGACAAGGGCUCGCGGACCAUGUCCAAGAGCGCAGACAAGUCUUCAAAAUCGCAAUCGCCGCCAUUACACGAAAGUGGCAGUGCCGGUGGUCCACCCUCCCCCGCAAAGACGUCCAGUCCCCCAGGUUCGCCCGCGUCCAAUGCAGCUCAUCACUACGAUACAGGCCCAGUCAAGAAGCGACGCGAGGAACCACCCAUGACGCCGCCCUUGGUCGAUACGGACUUGCCCCCGGUCAUCAAGAGUCUCGAGCCCAGGAGUGGACCUAUCUGUCAGGAGAACCAUGUCAUCAUCAUUGGCCAGAACUUCUCGCGCGGCAUGACCCCGAUGUUCGGUCGCGAGUACGGCAAAGUGAUCGACAUCAACCCGUUCUACAUCGAGUGCACGACCCCACGGUACCCCAAGACGGAGACCGUGCGCAUCUGGAUCCAUCAUCAUGAGAACUUUUUGCCCUCGGACAAGACCUACGAGUUUACGAACGAGCAGGCACAGAGUGAGCUGGAGCAGAUGUUGAGGAACAUGAUCCAGUCGAAUGGCGAACCCGGCGAUGCCGCCUCGUAUUUCAGUAUGCUCGGACGUAUCUCGGGCUUGCCCUCCUCUACCGAUAUCUCUGGACAGAGCCAGUCGAAUGGAUCGACGAUGCUUCACAACUCUGUGCUACUGGGCUACCAGGCCGGAGUCGAUAUUUUGAUCGAAGAAGGUAUCGAGCUGGACAUUGAGGAUGACUCUGGACUGACAGCAUUGGACUAUGCGAUCCAUACCGAUAACGUUGAGAUCACCAGCACCCUUCUCUAUGCGGGCUCGAUCGUGUCCUAUGAGCGUCUCGACAAGCUGCCCUUGCGACCCUCGACUGCCAUGGCGACGCUGCUUAAGGACGUUUGCGGCGUCGACCUUCCAAUGACUGCAACGAUUGUUGAAGUACCGGAUGUGGUCGACCAGACGGAGGAAGAGACAUUGACGUCUUCCAUGGAUGUCAACCGUAUUACAGACGGCAUCUGCACUGUCCCCACCACAGGCACCUCGGGCAUCGAGACCAUCUCGGAGGAGGUCGAGCCAGAGGACUCGACCGAGCCCGAGUCCCAUGUGGAUCCUCUCACGACCAUGUCGGCUAGCGAAGAGCCAUUGACGGUUCCCUCGAUGGACUCAUCCCCACCAGCGGUUUCCUCAUCAAGGGCUAUCCAGACGCGCCCGAUGCCCGACAGAAGCUCACGGCCCAUGUCUAUCAACACUGUCUCGACACAGUCCACGGGCAUGGUCUCGCUGGCGCAUACAAUGUCGACGAUGGCACCAUCGGCCACGUCAUCGAUGAUGUCGCGAUCUACGCAGAUGGGUGUCCGUCCAGGGAACCAUGGUACGAAGGGUGGUCAAGAGAACAUUUGGCAAUGUGCCAAGAAGGGAAACCUUGCGCUUGUGAAGUAUCACCUGGAUAAGGAACCGACCUUGAUCAACACGCCCUGGAAAUUCGAUGGACGCUCUGUCUUGAGCAGUGCUUGCGCCUCCAGUCAACCACAGGAACUGGUCGAGUUUUUGGUCCAGCGUGGGGCGCAGGUCAAUUCUGCGGAUUCGUUCUACAAGCGAACGGCGCUGCAUGUGCUUUGUGAGGAAGGUGGACUCUGCCAGGAUGAUUGGCGGAUUGCGGUCUCUCAGGCGGAUCUGGAGGCGAAUGAGCAGGACGUGCUCGCGGCGAUGCGAUUCCUGCUCGACCGCGGAGCACCUGUCGAUGCCAAGAACCAUUGGAAGGAGACGGCGUUGAUGCGGUUGUUUGCAGGACGUGACUGUCCGUUGAUGGUGCAGGAGCUGUACAGUCGAGGUGCGGAUUCGAGACUGAAGAGUUCCAAGGAUGUGUACCCACAUGGGACAGCACUCAGCUACGCGGCCUUCUUUGGAAGGAUCCGUUCGCUUCGGUGGAUGAUUGAGAACGAUCUGAUGUUGAACGAUGAGUCGAAUAUCAAGGAUGCGAUUCGAUGGGCCAAAUCCUCCAAGGGCGAGUCGUCUCUGGGAGGAUCCCAGGCAUCAGUAGUCCAGAGUGUGAGCGCGGUCAGGAGAAAGGAGGAGCGCAAAGCGGAGGCGAUCCGACUGCUGGAGAGCUGGUUGGGUGAGAGUGGUCAGGCGAAGCGGAAGGCGUUGGCAAAGAAGAUUGUGGAGGAGCAGGCGGAGGGUUGGUGGAGACGUAUGAGUGGAAUUGUUGUUGAGGAUGCGAUCAAGACUGGAGCUGGAGCUGGAGCUGGUGGCGACCAUGAGUCCUCGUCCUCGUCCUCGUCCCAGGGCAACAACAGCAACCACAGCAACUUGAAGAUGCCUGCAGAGAUGAAACCACUUUGGAAGAGCGUGCAGACACUGUCGGAGGGUCUUGCCUCGAGCCCGGAUCAGACUUCGAGUUCGAGCGGUCGAGCCAAGUGGAAUCCGUUGACGAUGCUCCGAAAGGGAACAUAGGGCGGGGAAAGAAAAAAAAAUAUUAUAAUUAUUAUUACAUGAAGAUACCCGACAUGGAGCAUCAGACGCGCUUUUUUUUUUUUUCCUCUCAGACACGAUCUCAGUCUUUUUUUUUUCUUUCUUUCUUUUCUUCUCCCCACUCUUGCCAUCUCUAGUUAUCUAUUGUUCAUAUAUGUAGUUUUUUUUUUCUUUAUUUAUUUUUUUCAGGAUGACCCUGCGUCUCUAUCCUGGCCGGCAUAAAAAAAAAUGUACUUUUAAAAAAAAAA